AUGUGCUGGACUAUCGGGCCCUUGGAAAUGAUACAAGUCCAAAUACCCGGUUCAAACCUUCUAGCGCUUCCAUUACGUUUUCCUAUCUCUGCCCAAGAGGAUCUUGGAAUGACCCUACGAAAUUCUCUUCCAGAAAAGGAUUAUAUUUCACGCAACAGAUCAAGAGUUGCUGAACGUGGCCAGCGGGCUUCGCUUUCGCCUUCAACCCUUCAGAACCUCAGACUUUCCUCCCGAACCCCUCCGUCACAUGCGAUCUCGUCUUCUUCGCAACAGGGGUCUCCGGUCAUGUCGUCCGUCUAUCUUUCGCACCCGACUACGGGAACGACCCAAGGCCAGCGAGAUCUAUCUCAGUUUCACAUAAUGACAGCGAAAAUCGCUACCAAUCCUUCUCAUCAGUUCGAAACUGAAUUUCGCGCGAGUCCUUCUUACGAAGGUUUUUAUAAUACAACAAUGAGUCAGCCAGCCUUGGACGACGCGGAUCAUUUCCGUUAUGAAGUGACACCCCCUUCAACGGGUUACGAACAAGCCCUCUAUGAUAUUCAGUCUCGUUCUAGCUUAUGGGAUUAUGGAACCGACAACCUCUCUGUAUAUUCAGGAAGGAGUUACGGCGAUGGUCUACCAGAGACGAUGGCACAAUGUUCUGAAGCCAUGGACCUUCGACCAUCAUCCAUAGCAAGCUCGCAUCCCUUCGAAUCCUCAGGCUUUACCCUACAGCAGCUUCAUUUCGUUCCCGAGCAAGCACACCUCGCUCCGGGAACCAGCGUCUCCAGCCCUCAGCUUCAUCAGAGUUCGCAUGGACAAUUAAGGCAAAGUCCACUCUUUGCAAAUACCCCCACCUCUGAUGAAUAUCCCCGAACACCAUCCUCUAAUCCUCCAUUAUCGUCGAAUAAUGUGGAAAUUCCUCCUUCCAGCCUUGCCUCUCAAUAUUCUUCAUCAAUAUCUUCCAUCCCUAUCCUCUCGUCGGCGCAACCGUAUGAACCAUCUCCAUUCUAUACCAGCGAGUCUCUUUCUGACUCUGGUUAUUCCUUACCUCCUUCGGCAUCCACAACACCAGUCCCUACCGUAUCAGACCCAGCUACGGGGGCAAGCAUUCAGGUUCGCGUGGUUAAUUCCCGAACAAAGCCACAAUGCUGGGAUCAUGGCUGUAACGGCCGUGAGUUUUCCACUUUCAGCAACCUCUUACGGCACCAACGAGAAAAAGCUGGCCUUGCUGCAAAAUCGGAGUGUCCUUAUUGUGGUGCCGUCUUCACCCGGACAACAGCUCGAAAUGGGCAUCUUUCGCAAGGUAAAUGCAAAGUUAAGCGUCAAAUGGAUGAAAAGGAGAGAUCUUUGACUGCUUCAAGAUAA
Messenger RNA from Coccidioides posadasii C735 delta SOWgp, 1347 nucleotides. RefSeq lists its product as uncharacterized. Lineage: Eukaryota; Fungi; Ascomycota; Eurotiomycetes; Onygenales; Onygenaceae. The record is from RefSeq and is a predicted model, not a curated record.